GUGUAAUUGUAUUCUUGUGCCUUAUUAGUCACAUUCGAUCUCCGCAGACCCAAUCGCUUGCAGUGACUUGCCCUCUCGUCCCCGCUGAUUCCCUCCUCCAGCCUGAAAAUCCAACCUGGAUGCCUUGAGAAGUCCUACAAUAUUGGGACUUUCGAAUCUGACUUGGUUAAACGUUGUUUGCACGCAAAUGACAUACAAAGUUCAAUCAUACUAUAAUGCGGCACUCGAUCCUCUCGGAGCUCGGCCGGCGCAACCGGCACAAUCUCGGCACGCUCCGGCGGGCCCCCGCCGCCGAGAUCUCGGGCGCGCUCGGCGACCUGGGCACGCUGCUUCCGCUGAUGAUCGCGCUCGCGCUGCAGGGCUCGAUCGACCUGCCGUCGACGCUGGUGUUUUCGGGGCUGUUUAAUGUUGUCACGGGGGUUGUGUUUGGCAUUCCGCUGCCAGUGCAGCCGAUGAAGGCCAUCGCCGCCUCGGCCCUCUCCACGCCCCUCUCCCUGCGCGAGACGACCGCCUCGGGCGCGCUAGUGUCUCUCGCCGUGCUCCUGCUCAGCGCGACCGGCCUACUUCGGCUGCUGACACGGCUCAUCCCCGUGCCGGUCAUCAAGGGCAUCCAGCUGGGCGCGGGCCUUCGCCUGGUCGUCGCGGGCGCCACCCUCAUCCUCCCACUCCCCUGGCUCCAAAACACUAACAGUAACAAUCAUAACCCGCUCGAAACCCGCCUCGCCGCCCUCCUUUUCUUCCUCGCCCUCCUCCUCACCCAACGCUUCCCUCGCUUCCCCUACGCCCUGCUGAUCUUCCUCCUCGGCAUCCUCUCUACUACUACUACCAGUAGUAGUAGUACCGUCUCGUCGCUCUCGGCCGACCUGCUGCUGCCGUCGUCUUUACUACCUGCCCCGGGUGUGACGGCCCUCGGCCUGUCGGUCGCCGCCAUGAACCUGUGCGGGUGCUGGUUCGGCGCCAUGCCCGUGUGCCACGGCGCGGGCGGGCUGGCGGCGCAGCACCGCUUUGGCGCGCGCAGCGGGGCUAGUGUGGUGUUGUUGGGGGUGGGGAAGAUGGGGUUGGGUUUGUUUUUUUCUGGUGGUAGUGAUUCUGAUUCUGACUCUGGUGGGAAUGGUGGUGUGGUGGUGGAGUUUCUGCGGCGAUUCCCCGCGGCUGUGUUGGGGGUCAUGGUUAUCGCGGCUGGGCUGGAACUGGGGAAGGUCGGGGCUGGGUUGAAUAAUGCCGGCGCGGCGGAUUUGUUGUGGGAGGAUAGUGUUCGGGAAGAAGAAGAGAAGAAGAAGAAGAAGAAGGCGGGGCUGGUGGUGGUGGAGCGGUGGAUGGUCAUGAUGAUUACUGCGGCGGGGACGCUGGCGUUCAAGAGUGAUGCCGUUGGCUUCGUGGCCGGGUGCUGCUGCCAUGGCGCGUAUCGCGUGGCCGAUCGAGUCGAGAGGAGGUGGGCCGAGGCGGAGAGCGAGCGCAGGCCGUUGUUGUGGUCGUAAAAUAAAUAGGUAUAGUAGUUUUCCAAUUCCAUCCGGGAUAAGAAGAAGCUGAUGCCUAUAGUACCACUUCGAACUGUGUGAAGGAUAAUAUCACGGUAUACUAUAAUAUGCUGGUGAUCACCGCCCUCUCCUUGGCCUCUCCGUCUUCUACCACCCCUUUACACAAACUUCCGAGAGGCAUCAACACGCCGCGUUUUGCGCCGUCUCCCAAACCGGGCAAAGAACCCUCCUCCUCCCAUCUUCGUCCCCUUCUUCUUCUUCUCCUUCAGCCCCCACUUCUUCCGUUCCUUCCGUUCCCUCUUCUCCCUCUUCUUUCUUUCCUUCUCCUCCAUCUUCUCCCUCUUCCUCCUCUCCUUCUCCUCCCUCUUACCCAUCUUACCACCCACCCCACCACCACCCCAUUUCUUCUUCUUCUUCUUCUUCUCC
Molecule: messenger RNA, 1904 nt
Organism: Chaetomium strumarium
Lineage: Eukaryota; Fungi; Ascomycota; Sordariomycetes; Sordariales; Chaetomiaceae
Exons: 4
Coding region: 216-1478 (420 amino acids)
Biological process (GO): molybdate ion transport
Molecular function (GO): molybdate ion transmembrane transporter activity
Source: RefSeq, a predicted model, not a curated record